Ceratitis capitata (Mediterranean fruit fly) is the source of this 4109-nucleotide messenger RNA. RefSeq names its product Niemann-Pick type protein homolog 1B (gene Npc1b). The transcript has 10 exons. The record is from RefSeq and is a predicted model, not a curated record. NCBI's taxonomy places the organism in Eukaryota, Metazoa, Arthropoda, Insecta, Diptera, Tephritidae. Gene Ontology annotation, cellular component: membrane. Bases 191 to 3943 code for a protein of 1250 amino acids.
UUGAAAUCAGUCUGUAUUUGGAGUGGCUCAAAGCCGGACGUGUUUGUUGGAUAAAAAUUCGGGAAUGUGUUGGUUAAAUUAAGUGAAAAAGUUUUGGUUUUUAUGAAGGCGUAACGCAAAUUUAUUGCGAUAUCCUUUUUUUCGCAAUACUUAAAGCCGUUCCAAUACAAAUUUAUAAAAAGAAAAAGAAAUGAGAACUAAUACUGUGAUAUUUACGACGCUCGUGGCAUUGAUAGCCUCGCUUUGUCUCCUCAAUGUGCCCCUCGUAGCCGGGGAUGAAGAGCCACAUUGCAUUUGGUAUGGCCAGAGCCAUAUGGAGGGUAUACAUUGGCUAAACAGAGCCACAAACAUAACAGCACAGCCGCUGACGGAUGAAAGUGCCGAGGCGAUAUAUAAGCGGCGUUGCCCUACGUGGUAUGCUGAAUACAAAGCCGCUGAUCCAGAUGGCCCACUCGAACUCUGCUGCGACGCUGACCAAAUUAUGACGAUGAGCUCAGGUAUGUCACAAGCUGACGGCGUUUACGCACGCUGUCCUACUUGUGUGUUUAAUAUGGGCCUAUCGAUUUGCGGCAUGACUUGCGCGAAGAAUCAAAGUCUUUUCAUGGUACCGUACAGUGAGACAUAUGACGACCAUGAAUACGUAACGGAAGUUGACUUUCGCAUUGAUGAUGAUUCCGUGCAGCGUAUCUACGACAGCUGUUCGAGCAUCCAGCAUACACAGACGGGUCGACCGGCAAUGGAUUUGGCUUGUGGUGCUUACAAUUCAAAAACGUGCGAUCAUCGUAAAUGGUAUAAUUUCAUGGGUGACCCAACGCUAAGUGAUUACGUGCCAUUCCCAAUAAAUUACCAAUUUUUAAAUGAGAGUAGUGAGGAGGUCCGCCUGGUAUUGUAUGCGAAAAAUUGCUCAGAAGCCUAUGAGGGCACAUACGCCUGUUCGUGUGUAGAUUGCAGCGACUCUUGCCCAUAUACCGAUCCGCCCACUGGUGUGGCGGAAGGCUUCAUGAUCGCUGGCCUCUACGGCAUCACUUUCAUAGUUUCACUUGUUUUCGGUGGACUCGUGAUGGUCUUCGUACUUUGUGGCUCUCUAAAUAUCUGUAAGCCGAAAAUAAGUCUUUCUGCAUGUUGCACGGGUUUCGGUUCCAUAAAUGUAUUGCUGUCAAAAAUGUUUCGUGCUUGGGGUUACUUCUGUGCUAAAAACCCUGUGCUUAUUCUGGCUAUUUGCUCUUGGGUAAUUGCUGGUCUCAGUUAUGGUAUCAUAUACUUGGAUGUGACGACAGACCCUAUCGAUAUUUGGGCCGGCGUUGACAGUCAAACGCGUUUAGAGAAAGAUUACUUCGAUGAGCAUUUCGGACCUUUCUAUCGGACGAAUCAGAUCUUCUUCAAACCGUUCAACCAAACUUCGUUUACACACAACACAUCCACGGGCGUUUUGACUUUUGGUCCUGCAUUCGAAAAGAGUUUUCUUAAAGAAGUAUUCCAACUACAACAACAAAUUGAGAACUUGGUUACCGAAAAUGGUGUAACCUUGGCCGAUGUUUGCUACGCGCCCGUGUUAUAUCCGGGAGAGACGGCAACCACCGAUAACUGUUUAGUGCAAUCAAUUUUCGGUUACUUCCAAAACGAUUUGGAUGAAUUUGAAAACGAAUACACCGAUAGUUAUGGCUAUAUCAAUAAUUACCUCAAUCAAUUAGCGGAUUGUCUGCGCGUGCCGAUGUUGGAGUCUUGUUUCGGUACUUAUGGUGGUCCCAUUGAGCCAGCUAUAUCGGUUGGUGGUAUGCCCGAAGUAUCAGUAGACGACGACCCCGACUAUCAGCUUGCCACCGGCUUGGUCAUAACAUUUGUGGGCAAAAAUAGACUUUCUACAAAUCUUCUUAAACCCAAUAUGGAGUGGGAAUUAGCUUUCGUCGAUUUCCUUAAAAAUUUCACCAGUGACAAUAUGGAAAUCGCUUUUUCCGCAGAGAGAUCCAUACAGGAUGGCAUCGUCGAAUUAUCAAAAGGCGAGGCUUCUACUGUCGUCAUCAGUUAUGUUGUUAUGUUCGUGUACGUCGCUUUUGCGUUGGGAAAGAUACGCAGCUGCGUCGGCUUCUUCCGUGAAUCGAAAAUAAUACUCGCCAUCGCUGGUAUUAUAGUAGUGCUAGCUUCUGUUGUUUGCAGUUUGGGCUUCUGGAGUUAUCUAAGUGUUACGACGACAAUGUUGGCUAUCGAAGUAAUACCGUUCCUCGUGUUAGCCGUGGGUGUGGAUAAUAUUUUCAUUAUGGUGCAUGCCUAUCAUCGUUUAGAUCGGCGAGACUAUAAGAAUGUCGCUGAGGCGAUCGGUGAGGCCAUUGGGCGUGUUGGUCCAUCCAUUCUACAAACUGCGGCUUCCGAGUUUUCUUGCUUCGCUAUUGGCGCAAUCUCGAAUAUGCCUGCUGUAAAGACGUUCGCCAUGUAUGCGGCAGCUGCCAUUUUGGUAAAUUUCUUCUUCCAAAUCACUGCCUUUGUUGCUUGCAUGGCUCUGGAUGAGCGUCGUUCGGAGGCUGGACGUCUUGAUUUGUUCUGCUGCUUCAAGACUUCGAAGAAAGGCGAGUUGAGUGAUGGCCAGGACAUUGGUGUGUUGGAGAAGGUGUUCAAGACCUUCUAUGCGCCUUGCCUGCUGUCCAAGCCAAUGAGAUUGAUUGUCUUGAUUGCGUUUACCGUAAUCACCUGCCUAUCACUGAUGGUUGCCCCGUCCAUCGAGGUUGGACUGGAUCAGGAGUUGUCUAUGCCAGCCGACUCGCAUGUGGUGAAAUACUUUCAAUUCAUGACUGAAAUGUUAUCCAUGGGCGCACCGGUGUAUUGGGUACUGAAGCCGGGUCUGAAUUAUACCUACCGUGAACACCAGAAUGUGGUAUGUGGUGGUGUUGAGUGCAAUAAUAACUCUGUUUCGGUAAAGCUUUAUCAGCAAUCACGUUAUCCAGAGAUCACUCAUUUGGCUCGUUCCGCUUCGUCUUGGAUAGACGAUUAUAUUGAUUGGCUUGCUAUAGAUGACUGUUGUAAGAUUAACGCAACGGACGGCACUUUCUGCCCAAGCAACUCGAAAGAAGACGAUUGUAUAGCUUGUACGCGAGAGUUCACAGAAGAUGGUUUGCGUCCAACACCGGAAAUAUUUAGAAAGUAUAUACCUUUCUUCUUAUCUGAUCUGCCAGAUAGUGAAUGCGCAAAGGCUGGACGUGCUUCGUAUGCAGAUGGCGUCAUUUACACACUCGAUGAGAACGGCGACUCAACUAUUUUGGAUACUUACUUCAUGCAGUACUCCACAACUUCGACCACAUCCUUACAAUUCUACUCGGCGCUACGUGAGGCCCGUCGUAUCGCCGCCGAUAUAAACGCAAUGUUUGCUGAGCAAAACCUCGAUGUCUCCAUAUUUCCUUACUGUGUUUUCUUCGUCUUCUACGAACAGUAUCUAACCAUCUGGGAUGAUACGCUUUUCUCUCUUGGCAUUGCUAUAUUAACGAUUUUCCUCGUCACCCUACUCAUCACCGGUUUGGAUUUACCCUCUUCACUGAUGGUCACCUUUAUGGUACUUAUAAUACUGAUAAAUAUGCUCGGCAUGAUGUGGGCCUGGGGUAUAACACUAAAUGCGGUCUCUUUGGUGAAUUUGGUGGUGUGCAUUGGUAUCGGUGUUGAGUUCGUGGCGCAUAUUAUACGCUCGUAUAAAAAUGGCAGCGGCAGUAGGAAGGAACGUGCAAGAGAAGCGUUGAUAGUGACGGGCAGUAGUGUGUUCUCGGGUAUUACCUUAACGAAGUUCGCUGGUAUCAUCGUUUUGGGUUUCUCCAAAUCACAAAUAUUCCAGGUGUUCUACUUCCGCAUGUACCUCGGCAUUGUAUUGAUAGGAGCAGCACAUGGCCUUAUUUUACUGCCUGUUUUACUAAGCUUAUUCGGACCCUCGAGCAAGAAGGGUAAUAAAAGUAUUGACUUAGCUUAAUUUAUACUAAUAACGAUAACUAUGUUAUUGGGAAUAUUUCUACUUUAUUUAAGUUUUAUGGCAUAUUGACAUGUACUUUUCCCACUAUGCUAGCUUACAUUACACAUUAUACAAGGAAAAUGUCUAAUAGAAAACUGAACUGAAAAUUAAAUUAUACUAAAAAGUA